AUGGACGCCGAAAUCGCAUACGAGAAUCAGGGAGUCGACCCACCCCAAGACGAUGCUAUGGGCGGAAUGGAGGAGAGAGCACAUACGCCAACGCAUAACAGUCGACACUCUGCGUCUGCAUCUGCAGAUUUCCAAACCCCAUCACAAUAUCCACAAGAAUAUCCUGCGUCACCUCCACAAGAAGAACCUACAAAUGGUCGAUAUGCUACCCCUCCCACAACUUUUCCCGCGUCACUUUCGCGCCCGGCUUCGGGUUUGUCAGGUCAAGGCAACUAUGGCAACGCAUACCAAGAACAAAAUUCACGGGGUUCAGGUGCGAGUACAGAUCAGCAACAGCAGCAACAACGGGGCUCGAAGAAUAGUGUCGUCAUCAAAGUCGGCAUGGUAGGGGAUGCUCAAAUUGGCAAAACCUCCUUAAUGGUCAAAUAUGUAGAAGGUAGUUGGGACGAAGAUUACAUUCAAACCUUGGGUGUUAACUUCAUGGAGAAAACUAUAUCUAUACGCAAUACUGAGAUUACAUUUUCAAUAUGGGAUUUGGGAGGACAGAGAGAGUUCGUGAACAUGUUACCGCUCGUUUGCAACGAUGCAGUAGCUAUAUUAUUCAUGUUUGACUUGACGCGAAAGAGUACUUUGAAUAGUAUUAAGGAGUGGUAUAGGCAGGGGAGAGGUUUUAACAAGACCGCGAUUCCAUUCCUGGUCGGCACAAAAUACGAUCAUUUUGUGAACUUUCCGAGAGAGGAUCAAGAGGAGAUCUCAAAUCAGGCUCGAAGAUUCGCAAAAGCAAUGCGCGCAAGUCUGAUUUUUAGUAGUACAAGCCAUAGCAUCAACGUUCAAAAGAUUUUCAAGAUUGUCCUCUCAAAAGCCUUCGACCUCAAAUGCACAAUCCCCGAAAUCGAAAAUGUUGGCGAACCUCUUCUCCUUUACCAAUCCGUCGGUUAA
This is a messenger RNA of Botrytis fragariae, 939 nucleotides long. RefSeq names its product putative septum-promoting gtp-binding protein 1 protein. Lineage: Eukaryota; Fungi; Ascomycota; Leotiomycetes; Helotiales; Sclerotiniaceae. Bases 1 to 939 code for a protein of 312 amino acids. The transcript is spliced from 3 exons. The record is from RefSeq and is a predicted model, not a curated record. Gene Ontology annotation, biological process: regulation of exit from mitosis. Gene Ontology annotation, cellular component: spindle pole body. Gene Ontology annotation, molecular function: GTPase activity; GTP binding.